AAAAGUGUAAAAGUUUGCUUUCAUUAAUAAAUAUAAAAAGACGUUUCCACUUAAUUUCCUUAAAUAUUGACAUAAAAAUAUCAUAUUACAAAUUUAUAACAAUAAUAAUAAUUCAAACACGAUAAUGAUGAUAACAUAAAUAAACAUGAAGGAAACUAACCUCAAACAACCCCCUACUUUCUUCCUUGAAAUAAACCAAUAAAAAAGGAGAGAGAGUUUUAUUUUUAGACAGAAAAAUAACCUGCCUAAAACACAUUUCAACAUCAAAAAAUACAUCACCAUUUAAGCAAACAAACAGAAAAGUGGGGCAAGUGUUUGGCGAAGUGAUUACAACCAGUUAGUUACCCACAUUUUGUUUUCCUCUACACAAUUAAACGAAAUGAAAUGUUUCGUGUUUAAAACAAUUUGGAACAACACAACUUGUAAACCUGUAGCUGGCAAUUAAACAAUUUACACCUUAACAAAUUAAUUUGUAAGAAUUUCCCUUUGCCACUUCAAUUACAAAGUCUCUGGAGUUUGUGGCACCAAAAAUUAAUUGUUUCAAAAGAAAACGUGGCAACAAGACAACACAGAAAUCUCAUUCAACAUGUCUAUGCGUAGCAAUAAAUUAAAUAUACCCACAAAUUUUGUACAACAACAAGCCCAGCUUAUGCAGCAACAACAACAGCAACAACAGCAGCAGCAACAAAAACAACAGCAUCAACAGCAACCACAACCAGAACAUAUGCAGCAGCAGCAACAACAACAACAGCAGCAAUUUAUACCGCCACCACAAUAUCAACAACAACAGCAGCAAUUAUUGGCCCAACUACAGCAGCAACAUAAAUUUCAACAACAACAUCAGCAACUGUCACAGCCACCACCAACACAGCAACAACAACAACAGCACCAGCAACAACAAAACAACAGCAGCCAUUUAAUAAACAAUAGUCGCAAUAAUUUAGCCUCUCUGGUGGCCGCCAUCAAUGCCAAUGAUCAUCACACCUACGGCAGUAAUGUUGGCGCCGGUGGCGGAGCUUCCAUGAUAAAAUCCUCCUCUCCCACCCCCUUAAAUCCACCGCCCUCCUAUUCAGCCGCCAUUGCCCAAAAUCCCCCAUAUCAAUUUUUAAAUCAUUAUCAAGCUGGCAGCAGUGUUAAUGGCCAGGAUAUAAAUCAUCCCAAUAACAAUUCAUUGGUUUUAGCCACUUCACUUGCCGAAUGCGAAGAGCCCGAGGAUGACCAACAUGCUUUACAAUUGCAACAGCACCAACAGCAACAACAGCAGCAGCAACAAUUGUGUGUGGUGGCUAAAAUGCAAAAGUCCGUUACCAUAACCGUUACACCUCAGCGCAGUAAUUCCAUGGAUUAUUUAAAUUUUGAGGAGAAACGUCAAUUAAUUGCCUCCUCCUUGUCGCUGUCCGAUAUAUUGCAGUGUAAUCCGACGAACAAUGUUCAGGCGGGCAAAGAGAAUUUGACUGCUAAAAAACAAAAUGGUGCUGCUUUGCGUACAAAUAGUUUAGGUUCUGGCACGCGCACACCACCUUUGGAACGCAAAAGCAAAUUAAGCGCUUUGGGGCGUUUCUUUAAACCCUGGAAAUGGCGGCGGAAAAAGAAAAGCGAAAAAUUCGAAGCAGCCUCAAAGUCCCUUGAACGCAAAAUAUCUGUACGUGCCAAUCGAGAAGAACUUGUUCAAAAAGGUAUUCUAUUACCGGAAAGUCCGCUGGGGAACAUACAAGAACCAGGUGAGGAAUCAUAUUACAACAAUUCGAACGCCGUUAAUAAUUCCAGCAACAAUGGCAACGGUACGAUUCACUCCUCAAACGUCCAAAAUAAUUCCAUGCUUAAUGCUACCACCGGUGGUAGCAACAUUGGCAAUAGUAUUAAUUCUUCCCAACAACAGCAGCUGCAGCAGCAGCAACAACAAGUUAACAAUGCGUUAGCGAUACAAUUUCAAGGCAAUAACAUGCAUAAUGGUUCGGGUAAUAAUGGUGGAGGCGGUGGCGGUCAAUCUUCUAAUAAUCCUGCCUCCCAAACACAAAAUAAUAAUUCCUCGUCCACAGCAAAUAGUAAUAAUGGCAGUGGCAACAACAACAGCAACAAUAACAAUAGCAACAACAGUGGCAACAAUACAAUUUCCGGUAAUAAUACAAAUGAAAAUUCUACAUCCGGUGGUGUGCCACAUUCACAGUCGGCUCCACAUCAAUUGGGUGGCCAGCAACAAUUACAGCAACAACCACCGCCAUUGACACCACUCGCUCAGCAUCAUCAGGCGUUGGCGCAACAGUUGCAGCAACGAUUUGCCAUCAGCAAUAAUAAUGAACCCAGAAAAGACAAGACUGAUGCACAACACGGUGGUAAUGGCACACUAUCACCCAAUACCGAACAGCCACCCUGUCAGGGUUCGAUGUUGCCACCACCCGGUGGCGGCAACGUUAUUGGCUCUCAACAAAAUCACUCACACAUGGUUAGUGGUCGUGAUCAACAUGAUUCCCAUUCACAAAAUUCCAAAAUGGAACGACCCAAUACAUUGGGCACCAAUAAACUAGCACGACGUGUCAAUGUCUGCUAUGAACACUAUCCCGAUGGUUCUUCAAAUGCCAUGAUGGGUGGUCCUCCGGGUAGUACACCACCACCUUAUGCUGAUGCUGGUGGUCAUCAUCACCAUCAUCAUGAUGGACGAGGUGGUGGUAAAAUGGUUGGCGGUGUUAUGCUGUCUGAAUUGCCAGAGCCUCCAAUACCGGUAUCGGAAAUUGGUCCCAUCCCACCGCCUCCUAUGUUUUCGACACCAUCGCCAACAUUAGUGGCUGGCAGACCGCAUGGCCCGGGCGCCAUUAACGAUAAAGAUUAUCAGCCAUACGAUGAUUAUGAUAACGAUAACGAAGACGAUAACGGUUCUGACAAUGACUACAACUAUCAAACGUAUUCCAAUCAUAUCGACACACAACGCAUUGAGGAAAUUCCAGCCAAAGAGCCCAAACUAAAUGCAGUUCCUCUCAAGUCGGCCCUUAAAAAGAAACCGGGACAGAAUUCAUCAUCUCCCGCCACCCCCAUACAGGAUCACAGCAAUGCCAAUGGUUCGCUGCCCCAGGGCAUGGGUAUGGGCAAUAGCAAUAACAGCGGUGGCUCGUCAACCAAUCAGCGUCCCCUGGUAGUACGACAGGAUGCUACCAAUAGUUAUAAUCUUAAGCCCAUACUACGACCACGGAUUAGAAUAUGUAGGCAACAAAUGUUUAACAUUAAUUUACCAUGUACCAUGGAGAACAAGGAGAAUGCACGGCCAUAUGUGAUACGAGAAACGAGUAGUGAUAGCAGUGAUGAUGACAGUCGUGUACUCUAUCGUGAUGAUGAUACAUCACGUCAAGCCAAAAUAGCGCGCAAGGAAUCGUUAUCAUUGAAAUUGCAAUUGCGUCCGGACAAGCAGGAUCUCAUCAAUCGCAAUAUCUUGCAUCCGGUCAAUGAUAAUGAUAUUAAGGAGAGCAAGGAGGCCAUAGGAGCAAGAUUAAUAAGACGUUUAUCCAUGCGACCCACAGCCGAUGAAUUGGUGGAACGUAAUAUUUUAAAGACAACAACACCCGCCGAAGAGAAAAAGCAAAAAGAAGAAAAAAAAUCAUAUUUAUUGCGCAAGUUGAGUUUUCGACCCACCGUCGAGGAGCUGAAAGAAAAGAAAAUUAUACGUUUCAAUGAUUAUAUUGAAGUGACCCAAGCUCACGAUUACGAUCGUCGAGCCGAUAAGCCAUGGACAAGACUGACACCAAAGGAUAAGGCUGCCAUACGUAAAGAAUUAAAUGAAUUUAAAUCCAGCGAAAUGGCAGUACACGAGGGCAGUCGGCAUUUAACAAGGUUCCAUAGGCCAUGACAAUUGCAAUGGCAGAAAUUAACAACAACAAAAACUCCAUACCCAACAAAAUUUUGUGCAACAAAAUAUAAAAAAUUUUAAAUAAAAAAAAGUCAAAAAUACAAAAAUUUAAAAAAAUCAUAAAAAUUGUAAAACUCACAAAAAAUUACAAAAAAAAAAUAUGCAAAAAAUACUGCAAAAUAAAAAAUCAACUCAAAAAUUUAAACAAAACAAAUAUAUUGUAUAAUUAGAAAACGAAAAAACAACAAGAACAACAACUAAUGGGUUUCAACAACUACAACUCAUAUUAAGCCAACAAUUUUAUUCAGCUAAUACAACAAAAACAGCAGCAGCAACAAAACGAAGAAGACUUUUAAGGAAUUUCAAAAUUUAGAAACAUAAUAAUUUUAUAUAAAACCUAAAUUUUUAAGAAAUUUAUAAGAAAUAAUUGUUUUGUUUGUUAAAAAAAAGGAAGGUAUUUAAGUUUUUUUAUUUUCUGUAUGUAAACUUUAGUUUUGUUUUUAGUUUUAUUUUUAAUUUAUGUCAAAACUUAUUAAAUAAUAAUUAUUUGUUUUUUGAUUGUUGUAUAAUAAAGCAAUAAGUUAUUUUAGUUACAUAAAAUAUUUUCCCCUGAUAUUAAGUCAAAAAAAAUCCCAGAUAUUGUUAUAAAUUCCUUAAAAGUCAAACUGUUUAAAUUGAAAAACAACAAAAGUUUUCAUAUACAGCUGAGUUCUCUUUUUUUUAAAUUAAGAAAGUUUCAAGAAGAAAAAAAAAGUAAACUUUAGUAACACAACUUAAGUGUUAAAACAAGAUUCCAUUAAGAUUAAACAUGAAAAACAAAAAACAAAUUAAUUAUAAAUAAAACUUAAAAAUAAAGAUUUUUAAAUAACAAAAAUGAAAAAUAUUUAAACAAAAAAUAUUGUUAACAUUCAAAAUAAAUAAAGUAAAAGAAAUUUAAAAAAACAUAAAAAAGAAAACGUAGUGAGAAAACAAUAAUCAACCCAAUUUAAACUGAGAUCUUUUGAAAAGAAAUUAAACACAAACAAUUUAAAAUGAAAAAGAAACAAAACAUUAAAUAAAAAACUAAAAAAACACAAAUAUUUUAACAAAAUUUAAACCAGAAAUUUAGAAAAACAUUAAACAGACACAUUCAAAUGCCACAAAAUAUUUAUGAAAACAAAACUAAAAUCGAAUCAGGCGUAAAUUUUUAAAACUUUAAAUUUAUUGAAAAGAAAAAGAUUUUGAUUUUGAUUUUUGUUAAAAAAAAAGUAUCUAAGUGAUAUUUGUUAUUUUUUUAGGAAUUUCCAUUUUCUAAUUGUUUUAUGCCUGAUUAUGAAAACAAAAAUUAUUAAAAUAAAUUUAAUACUUUACUAAUUAAUUGUUUAAUUUUCAUUGUACAUAAUAAUAUAAUUCUAAUUAUUAUUAUUUUUAAUUGUUUUCUUUCAAUUUAAUUAAAAUAAUUCAUUGUUUUAAGUCUUUUAUUAUUAAAAACACAAAAUAAAACCGAAACAAGAUAAACAACAAAAAAAAAACAAACAAUUGAAAUUUCUUUUAUGUAGUAAUUACAAUAAUAACAAAUAAAAUGUUAACAAAUUGAGAAAAUAACAACAA
Molecule: messenger RNA, 5425 nt
Organism: Calliphora vicina (urban bluebottle blowfly)
Lineage: Eukaryota; Metazoa; Arthropoda; Insecta; Diptera; Calliphoridae
Product: myb-like protein Q
Exons: 11
Coding region: 587-3835 (1082 amino acids)
Biological process (GO): actin cytoskeleton organization
Molecular function (GO): actin binding
Source: RefSeq, a predicted model, not a curated record